Molecule: messenger RNA, 2586 nt
Organism: Closterium sp. NIES-67
Lineage: Eukaryota; Viridiplantae; Streptophyta; Zygnematophyceae; Desmidiales; Closteriaceae
Source: the annotation of a GenBank genome assembly
AAGCCCCAUCGUGCCAUAGCCUCGUCGCCCUCAUGUACCAUGCCAAAGAUCUCCCCUCGGAACGCUCCGCCUUCCACGGCCACCACCGAGUCGCGCACUGCAAGUAGCAGCCCCUUUUGCGCGUGCCCUGUUACUGUGUAAAACUUAUACCCGGUGCACCACCUGCCGUGCCUUGAGUCCCGAUCCCUACUGAGGCUAUUCCUCGCCCUUACAUAUCGCGUAGAACAUAUACCCGGUGUUACUAACAGGUGUGGUGCCCCUGCUACACAGUAGUCCUACAGUAGUACUGUGUAGAACAUACGCCCGGUGCAUUACCUGCCGUGCCUUGAGUCUCGAUCCCUACUGAGGUUAUUCCUCGCCCUAACAUAUCGCGUAUCAGAGAAGGCGUGACAUGGGCAAAGGGAGGAGCCAGAGCUACGUCGUAGUUUGAAGCGCCUUUUUCUCGAGAUAGUGCUAGACCAGUAAGGAUGGUACGACAUGUACUCUUGCGUACCCUUGAGUGCUCGUAGUAAGAUUCUUUUCUCUAUUUCGGUUCGAAAGCCUCUUGAGUGCAUUAGAUGUCAUGUGGAUCAAUUAGCGCCUUCAGGCUUUGCCUUUAGUUCAGAACCUUCAGUUUAGCGCCUUCAGUCUGAAGGCAUAGCUGAGGUCUAGGCCCAGGCCGUUGUUGCAUACGCGGCCGUUCGUUCGCCUUCGACCCUUACCGCAUAUCCGCCAGUAGUAGGCUUCUUUUUCUUUCGUUUUUUCUUUCUUUCAUUUCGCGGGCCGAUCAAAAUGCAGACAACUUGCCUCCAACGCGCGUCACUAGUGUUCACGCUCGCACUAGCUACAGUAUUUCUAUUCGGCUGCUGUUCCGCCCGUGCCGUCGUCGGACAAAACGCCUCUGCUCGCAUACACAACGUCUUCGCCGCAUUUCCCGCCUCAUUUUCCGCCGGUUGGGGCGUAGAUUCCAGCGGCCGCCCCUCCAGCCGUGCUCUAGCGGGCGGCAGCGCAUCGGCGGAAGGCGUUGGCGGAGCAGCAGCACUGUGGCAGGCGGAGGCGGCGGGAAGCGCGGUACCGAGAUCCGCGCAAGUGGCGGGGAGCGCUGAGACUCAAGAAGGCGGAGCGGUAAAGUAUGCGGGGCGGCGCGUUUCUUCCCUUGCGGGCGUCGCAGUAGCGGGGAGUCAAAUGAAGGGGCGGGGCCCGGCGGAUGGGCUGAGCCCGCGGGGUAGCGGCGGAACGAGUGGCGGAACGACGCGGGCAGCGAGAAAUGCGCAACGGCGGAGGCGGGGUACGGGGAAGCACAAAACGCGCGCGGGAGCGAAGAAAACGGGCAGGAAAACGGGCAGCAAGGCGGGAAAAAAGAAUCAAGCGCAAGAUUCGCUUUUUCCUUGGGUCGGAAAGCCGCAAAUGGUGGUUUUGGAUUCGACGAAGAAGGGGCGAUGCUUGGACGGCAGCUCGCCCGCUUUUGUCAUCAGAAGGGGCUAUGGUACAGGACUGAACAAGUGGAUAUUUUAUCUCGAGGGCGGAGGCUGGUGCUUCAGUGUGAAGCAAUGCCUCGUUCGGUCCAGGACUCUGCUUGGGUCUUCCCGUUUCUACAACCAGACGGGGGACAACAUUGACCUGAAUGGGAUCGCCAGCAGCGACAUCAAGGUCAACCCCGGCUUUCACAAUUGGAACUUUGUUAUCUUCAAAUACUGCGAUGGCGCCGCUUUUGCUGGUAACCGCGGGGUCGUACGGCCGCGUAACGUCAACAGCAACAAGCCCCCAGUCUACAUGGAGGGGCGGUGGAACCUUCUGGGGAUAAUCGAGGCGCUUCUAGCGAAGCACCGCCUGGGGCAGGCUACAGACGUGCUGCUGACGGGCUGUAGCGCGGGCGGGCAGGGAGUGAGCAUGGCGUGCGAUGGCGUGGCCAAGUGGAUGGCUCAGUUUGGAGCCAAGACCCGAUGCCUCAUGGACGCCGGAUUCUUCAUGGACAUCCCCACAAUUCGGGGGGCGUACGUCUUUCGGCGUCGUAUGGACCAACUUGCAUCCACAGGGGGGCUUGCGAGGGGCAGCUACGACCAGGAGUGCGCUGCUGCCUUCAGAGGAUCUAGGCAGCAGUGGAAAUGUACCUUCCCCGAAUACAACCUACACUUCGUCAGCACACCUACAUUCAUCCUCAAUAGUAACAUCGACUAUAAGGCCAUCUCGAUGACUCUUAUCGGGACGAGUCGACCCAGCACGCACCCGCUUAUGGACUGCUAUUAUUCUUCGGGAUUAUCGGAGUGUACUUCGCAACAACGAGGCGUUAUUGGUGGUUACGCAACCCGAGUUAUGGGUACAGUGCAAGAAGUGGUGCGGAGUGCGCAGCGCAGGGGUGCCGCAUUUACUUCGUUUAUUUAUCAAACAAAAUCACAUUGUAUGGUGGGAGAUCCUACAUGGCAGAGUGUAGUUUCGCCCCAGUGGCCUGGGAAGAACCUGCCUUGGGCUAUUAGCGAGUGGUACUAUGGUGCAGCUGUUGCGGCUAAAUUGCACAGGCGGGUGUAGUAUACAGGUAGUUAGUUGGUGGAGUGUUUUGUACACUAGUGUCCAUGUCUGGUUAAAUUUGAUUUUAUUGCAUUGGCCAUU